GUCAUAUUUAUCUAAAUUUUGGACGUUGAAUGUUCGUUAAACAAGUUUUUAAUUCAUAUAUAGUUUGGUUAAUUGAUUGAUUAAUUACGUAGUUUGAUUCGUUUUUUAAUUUUUUUUUUUAUUGUAAUGGAAAAUAACGUACAAGGAAGACUCAUUGGUUGGGAAAUUCAUGGAUUUCGUACUAUGCAAGAUUUGGAUAUUCCCAACAUAAUGGAGGAAUCGAAGAUGAGGUGGCUCCGACCAAACGAGAUUCAUGCAAUACUUUGCAACCACAAGUAUUUCAACAUCAAUGUCAAGCCUGUAAACUUGCCUAUAAGUGGCGCAAUUGUGUUGUUUGAUCGUAAGAUGCUCAGGAAUUUCCGGAGAGAUGGACAUAACAGGAAGAAGAAAAAGGAUGGGAAGACCGUAAAAGAAGCUCACGAACACUUAAAAGUUGGUAAUGAAGAAUGGAUUCAUGUAUACUAUGCACAUGGAGAAGAUUCCUCGACCUUUGUUCGGAGAUGCUACUGGCUGCUCGACAAGACUCUUGAACAUGUAGUCCUUGUCCAUUACCGUGAAACUAUAGAGUUAUCGACUAUGUUCACUGUACAAUCACAGGGUUUCUCCAACAACAAAGCUGCCCCCGUUAGUUCUGGUUCCGCGUUGUCUGGUCCUGCCGAUAUGUCUGCUUCUUGGGAUUUAUCAGGACAACCUGAUUCAGCAGUUGAUCAGCAAUAUUCCGUUAGCCAACAUGCACAUUUAGAACCUAACAGCGAUAUGACCGUCCAAAAUCAUGAACAGCGGCUACUCGAGAUUAACACACUUGAAUGGGAUGAUCUUUUGGCACCUGGUGAUUCUAACAUGAUAAUUUCUACUCAACAAGCAGGAGGUAGAACUGUUUCUGUGCAGCACACGUCGUAUGAGCAACAUAAUCUAUGUGAAUUAAAUGGUUACAGACUCAACGGUGUAUCUUCUUCUCUCGAGAGAAUGUCUACAGUUAACAACGGAAAUGAGAUCACCUUCCAGACAGCGGAUGGUCAAAUGACUUCAAGUUUUCAGGAGAAUGAGUCUGGAGUAAUGACAGUAAGCACAGGCGACUCCUCCGAUAGUCAGAACAAGGAUACACUAACUCAGGAUAGCUUCGGAAGGUGGAUGAGCUACCUCAUCACUGAUCCUCCGGGAUCCCCAGAUGAUCCAACUCCCGAAUCUUCUGCAUCAACAGGUCAAUCGUAUGCAAGGGAGCAGAAUUUCAACAUAACAGAAAUAUCGCCUGCGUGGGCUCUUUCAACUGAUGAAACAAAGAUCUUUGUCAUCAGGCAUUUUCACGGAGGACACUCACAUCUCGACAGUUCUAGCUUGUGUUGUGUGUGUGGCGAUGCUUGUUUUCCGGCAGAAAUUCUCCAACCUGUGGUAUAUCGUUGCGUAGUUUCUCCUCAAACCCCCGGACUGGUAAACAUAUAUUUAAGUUUCGAUGGUAAUAAACCUAUUAGUCAAAUCAUGAGCUUUGAGUUUCGAGCUCCUUCAGUACAUCUUUCGACAGAACCCCCGGAGAAUAAAUCAAAUUGGGAUGAACUUGCGCUUCAAAUGAGGCUUGCUCAUCUGCUGUUCUCUACAUCGAAGAGCCUUAAUAUUUUAUCCAGCAAAAUACAUCAAGAGUUGCUGAAAGAUGCGAAAACAUUUGCUGGAAAAUGUUCUCACAUUAUCGAUAAUUGGGCUUGUCUGAUCAAAUCAAUUGAAGACAAGAAACUCUCUGUCGCAUGUGCAAAAGAUCGCUUGUUUGAGCUCUCUUUGCGAACCAGUUUACAGGAAUGGCUUAUGGAAAGAAUUGUUGAAGGAUGUAAAAUCUCAGAACAUGACGAGCGAGGUCAAGGAGUUAUUCAUUUGUGUGCUAUCCUAGGUUACACUUGGGCUGUAUAUCCAUUUUCCUGGUCCGGUUUGUCAUUAGAUUAUCGAGACAAAUAUGGGCGGACAGCUCUCCAUUGGGCUGCGUAUUAUGGAAGGGAAAAAAUGGUUGCAACUCUUUUAUCUGCGGGAGCAAAACCAAAUCUGGUCACGGAUCCCACGUCAGAAAACCUCGGUGGAUGUACUGCUUCUGAACUUGCAUCUAAAAACGGUCAUGAGGGUUUGGGUGCUUAUCUCGCGGAGAAGGCUAUAGUCGCACAAUUUAAGGAUAUGGCGUUAGCUGGAAACAUCAGUGGUUCACUCCAAACGACUACUGAAUCUAUAAACCCCGGGAACUUCACAGAGGAAGAGCUAAAUCUGAAAGAUAGUUUAGCAGCUUAUUGUACUGCUGCAGAUUCAGCUGCACGUAUCCAGGCUGCAUUCAGGGAGCGUUCACUGAAAGCGCGGACAAAAGCAGUUGAGUCUUCGAAUCAAGAGAUGGAAGCACGUAAUAUAAUUGCGGCUAUGAAGAUUCAGCAUGCUUUCCGCAACUAUGAGAUGCAGAAACAGCUGGCAGCUGCUGCACGAAUCCAGUAUAGGUUCCGAACUUGGAAGAUGAGGAAAGAGUUUCUUCACAUGCGUCGUCAGGCCAUCAAAAUUCAAGCUGUGUUCCGUGAUUUCCAAGUCCGAAGGCAUUACCGGGAGAUAAUUUGGUCUGUCGGAGUGCUUGAAAAGGCCUUAUUUCGUUGGCAUUUGAAGAAGAAAGGCUUUCGUGGGCUUCAACUCCCAUCUAGUCAAGUAGUUAAUCACAAACCAGAUGAUAUGGAAGAGGAUUUCUUCCAAUCCAGUAGGAAACAAGCUGAAGAGCGUAUCGAGAGAUCUGUUGUGCGAGUUCAGGCCAUGUUUCGUUCAAAGCAAACACAAGAACAAUAUUGGAGGAUGAAGUUGGAACACAAUAAGGCAACGCUGAUAUAUGAAGGGACUCUCAAUCCUGAUACCGAGAUGGAGUAAGAGGGCGACGCAUGACAUUUCAUAUUUUUGGCUGCUACGACACUGCGCAUGAAAAACAAGAUUUGGUGCCAAUUUAUACAUCAAGUCAAUGCGUAACAUCAACAGAUACUGUAAAUUUCUAGACGCAGGUAGUCUUCGUUGGUUCUUUAACGGUAUAGGCUUGAAGUAGAAGCUGUUUUUCAAGAAGCAAAUAGGCGCUUCUGCAGAAAGACGACUAGAUACACUAACUUGGGCAUGGUAAGGUUCCUUCAUUCAAGUUGCGAUGGAGUGUGAGAUAGUAGACGUAUGAAUCUUCAUCGCAAGUUCUGAGCGUAUUUGAUCACCCGCGUAUGAAUCUUCAUCGCGAGUUCUGAGCGUAUUACAUACUGAGAGAAACAUUAGAUUGUGAAACUAAGUUGUAUUGUUUGUCAAUUUUAGUGAGUUUAGACCAUCUCUUGCAAAAAGUGAAGGGGUAUUCACUUGAUUGUGAAAUGUUCUUUUCCUUAUGAAAAGUGUUUGAGAA
Molecule: messenger RNA, 3373 nt
Organism: Capsicum annuum
Lineage: Eukaryota; Viridiplantae; Streptophyta; Magnoliopsida; Solanales; Solanaceae
Product: calmodulin-binding transcription activator 6
Biological process (GO): regulation of transcription by RNA polymerase II
Cellular component (GO): nucleus
Molecular function (GO): transcription coregulator activity; double-stranded DNA binding; protein binding
Source: RefSeq, a predicted model, not a curated record